Molecule: messenger RNA, 345 nt
Organism: Helianthus annuus (common sunflower)
Lineage: Eukaryota; Viridiplantae; Streptophyta; Magnoliopsida; Asterales; Asteraceae
Product: leucine-rich repeat extensin-like protein 6
Exons: 2
Coding region: 1-345 (114 amino acids)
Source: RefSeq, a predicted model, not a curated record
AUGGGUGGACCCUCGAACGCGGUGCCAGAGAACGAUCCUCCGCCAGCUUCUUAUGCACCACCGCCACCGCCUAUGGGUUUCGACAACCCGAUCCCGACUUACCCAGCUGCAGAAUACCAUCAUCUUUACCCUUCUUCUUACCCUCCAGUUUAUCCAACUGGAUACUCGGUGCAGGGUUAUCAGUAUCCGCCUUACCAGCAACCUCCUCCUCCCCAGCAGCAGCAGCAAACUCAGGAGAUCCUAGAAAGGUUAGAUAGGGUUGAGCAUGAGGCAAACAAAACCAAGAAGCAACAUAGUAGCUUUAUGAAGGGCCUUGCAAACCUUAUUAAAGGCAAGAAGAAGUAG